CAAAACUCGGGAACCCCAUCAUUAACAACAAGUCUUGGAAAAUUACAUAGAAAAUCACUAAAACCUCAGUGGCACUAAGUCAAUUCUAUUGCCCACUUGUCGAACGAGUCAAGGAACCUGGCCUCAAGAGUGGGAUUGUUUUUACACGAAAUCAAGGGUCUUAAUAGCCAGAGUAAUCACGCAACUCCCUAAUUCUCCUCGUCUUCCGGCAGCAAUCUGAGUGUCAGGUCCCGAUAUAAGAUGGUGUCGACACAAGAUCCUGAGAAGCUUCACAUCGCUAUCGCUGGCGCGGGGAUCGCUGGUCUUACGGCCGCGAUCGCACUCCUCAAGCACCCACUUAUCGAGAUUUCAAUCUAUGAAAAGGCUACAGAACUGAAAGAAAUCGGUGCGAGUAUAGCACUCGGUCCAAAUGGACUACGAACACUAGAAAGAUUGGGCUUGCACGAUGCGAUCUCGGACGAGGUGGCUUUCAGAGGUCCGUCGAAUCUGCCGAUGAUCUACAGGCAUUGGAAAACGAAUGAGAUUAUCGGGAAUGAUUCACACGAGACUGUGACAGAGUAUCUGCAUCAGACGGCACGCUAUCAUCGAGGUCACCUGCAUGCAGCGCUUGCGAAUCAUGUUCCGAGCAAAAUUCUCCAUUUGAGAAAACAAAUCAUCGGCGUCGAAGUAGAUCCAACUGAAGGCGUAACUUUGAAGUUCAAGGACGGGACUACUGCUACAGCUGAUUUACUUUUUGGUGCUGAUGGCUUGCAUUCGGGAGUGAGACAAUCAUUUGUACCCAAUUUUGUGCUCAAGUGGAGUGGAUGGACUGCUUUCCGUGCUGCAUUUGAUGCUUCUCACGUAGACUCCAUUCGGGAUUUACCUGAAGAUUCAACUCAUUGGUGGGGUCCAACCACAUCGUUUUUUUCAUCUCGACUGGGCAAGAAUAGCUUUACGACAGUAGGGAGUGUGUUUGGAGAUCCAGAUGAUCCCAAUGCACUUUAUAACGACGUAUCUUGGGACGAGGAUGCCAGUUUGCAGGCCUUCCGGGAAGUCUUCAAGGACUGGAAUCCAGUAGUGAAAAAGCUAACUGAGCUCACUCCAAAUGUUCGAUUCUAUCCGAACUAUUCAACCUCUACGUAUCUAGAUACUUGGGUCUUCGGAGAUCGAGUAACGCUCAUCGGAGACGCAGCCCAUGCCCACGGCGGGGCUCACGCGACUGGCGGCUCACUUGCAAUCGAUGAUGCAUAUACACUAUCACUUGCUCUCAAUUCGGUCUUCCCAACGACAGCAACGCGGAAACCAUCUCUAGAAGAGAUCUCAACAGCAUUAAAGUUGUAUGAGACGAUUCGAAAGCCUCAUGCUGAGAGAUUGCUGCAGCAUGUACAUACGGGGAACAAUGCGAGGAUACAGAAAUUGAGAAGUGGGAAGAUAGAGCCGGAUGAGGAAUUGAGAGCUAGAGCUGCGAAGGGAUCGAGUACGAAUUGGUUACAUGAGCAUGAUGUCGUCAAGGCUUUUGAGGAGGCGCUGGAGAAGAGUAGGGAGGAUGUGAGUGGAUUUGAAGUAGUUUCGGCAAGACUAUGACGAGAGAAGAUGAACGGACUGUGUAAGAAAUAUCUAUAUUAGACAAUCUGGGCCUCUAGAGAGAAAAUUACAUGAAUAUGAACCGAG
Messenger RNA from Cadophora gregata, 1650 nucleotides. RefSeq lists its product as uncharacterized. The transcript has 5 exons. Gene Ontology annotation, molecular function: FAD binding; monooxygenase activity. NCBI's taxonomy places the organism in Eukaryota, Fungi, Ascomycota, Leotiomycetes, Helotiales, Ploettnerulaceae. The record is from RefSeq and is a predicted model, not a curated record. Bases 241 to 1563 code for a protein of 440 amino acids.